Messenger RNA from Jaculus jaculus (lesser Egyptian jerboa), 1738 nucleotides. It is a transcript of the gene Gpd1l, whose product is annotated as glycerol-3-phosphate dehydrogenase 1 like. The transcript has 8 exons. Gene Ontology annotation, biological process: glycerol-3-phosphate catabolic process; carbohydrate metabolic process. Gene Ontology annotation, cellular component: cytosol; glycerol-3-phosphate dehydrogenase (FAD) complex. The record is from RefSeq and is a predicted model, not a curated record. Lineage: Eukaryota; Metazoa; Chordata; Mammalia; Rodentia; Dipodidae. Gene Ontology annotation, molecular function: glycerol-3-phosphate dehydrogenase [NAD(P)+] activity; NAD binding; protein homodimerization activity. Bases 173 to 1228 code for a protein of 351 amino acids.
CAGUGGUUCCUGGGAGUGGCGGGGCGGGUCCACCCGGCUGUCAGCUGUGGCCCCAGGCGCCCCGGGGACCCGGGUGGCCGUGGCCAUUAGCGGAGAAGCCAGCGGAGCAGUAGGACGCUUGCAGCGGGCCAGAAGGAAGCACGGUCCUGGGUGCAGCCAUCCCGGCCUGAUCAUGGCAGCGACGCCCCUGAAAGUGUGCAUCGUGGGCUCGGGGAACUGGGGGUCAGCUGUUGCAAAAAUAAUUGGGAAUAAUGUCAAGAACUUGCAGAAGUUUGCCUCCACGGUCAAGAUGUGGGUCUUUGAAGAAACAGUCAAUGGGAGAAAACUGACAGAUAUCAUAAAUAAUGACCAUGAAAAUGUCAAAUAUCUCCCUGGACACAAGCUGCCAGAAAAUGUGGUCGCCGUCCCGAGCCUCAGCGAGGCCGUGCAGGACGCGGACCUGCUGGUUUUCGUCAUCCCCCACCAGUUCAUUCACAAGAUCUGCGAUGAGAUCACCGGCAGGGUGCCCAAGAAGGCCCUGGGCAUCACCCUCAUCAAGGGCAUAGACGAGGGUCCUGAGGGCUUAAAGCUCAUCUCUGACAUCAUCCGAGAGAAGAUGGGAAUUGACAUCAGCGUGCUGAUGGGGGCCAACAUCGCCAGUGAGGUCGCAGCCGAGAAGUUCUGCGAGACCACCAUUGGCAGCAAGGUGAUCCAAAAUGGCCUUCUAUUCAAGGAGCUUUUGCAGACCCCCAACUUCCGAAUCACCGUGGUGGAUGACGCCGACACGGUGGAGCUCUGUGGAGCACUGAAGAAUAUCGUCGCCGUGGGAGCCGGGUUCUGUGACGGCCUCCGCUGCGGGGACAACACCAAGGCCGCCGUCAUCCGCCUGGGCCUCAUGGAAAUGAUCGCUUUUGCCCGGAUCUUCUGCAAGGGCCAGGUGUCCACGGCCACCUUUCUGGAGAGCUGCGGGGUGGCCGACCUCAUCACCACCUGCUACGGAGGGCGGAACCGCCGCGUGGCCGAGGCCUUCGCCAGGACCGGGAAGACUAUUGAAGAGUUGGAGAAGGAGAUGCUGAACGGGCAGAAGCUCCAGGGCCCGCAGACCUCUGCCGAAGUGUACCGCAUCCUCAAACAAAAGGAGCUGGUCCACAAGUUCCCGCUGUUCACUGCCGUGUAUCAGAUCUGCUAUGAAGGCAGGCCGGUCACAGAGAUGCUGUCGUGCCUCCAGAGCCACCCAGAGCACAUCUGAGGGGAUUCGGGGCAGCUCUGCCUCACCCAUCGUGGGAUCUUCUGGAAACCAGGACUUGGCAAUGCGAUGUUUGCGGGAUAGUACUUUUAUCCUGAAUUUAUACGAGUUGCGAGAGGCAGUGCAUUGACUAAGAUGUGUGGAAUAACAAUGAAACACAUGUGAAUAUGUGUGUGUGUGUGUGUGUGUGUGUGUGUGUGUGUGUGUGUGUGUGUGUGAGAGUGUGUGCAUUUCUCAUUCUGUGAAUGUUUCUGGGAACCGAAGUUAGGUGUCCAUUUUAGUGAUCACAUUUGAAAUCUCCCCUGUAAGAAUGGGGCUCUUUCAGCUAAAUUUUAUAAUGAUUCCUAUGGAGAUAAGGAGAGGGAAAGGUUAUUGUUUCCUCAUUCUUUUGAUAAUCAGUUUACCUGGCAUUCAAAUGGUAAAUCUAAUGGAGGAAUGAUAGUGUCCCAAGAUCACUGUAUUUAACCUUUAUUUUUUAAGCCCUGUUUUAAAGCCGAGCAUAAUUAACUACUA